AUCCUUCGCUUCUCCCAGCAGCACCACGGGUGCUCCCACCUGCGGAGAACUGGAGUCUGGUGAUGCCCAGGGGCUUCUGGGAAUUGUAGUUCUGGGCAGAAUGAGGGCAACCCGCCUGGUUCCGCUCCUUCUUACGCAUGCGCGACUCCAAGCUGGCCCAAGAAGUUCAUACCCUUUGUGAAGCCGGGGAUGGGAGGGUCCAGCUCCGUAGGACCGAGGCAGAUUCCACCGUGAGGAAGAAACCCGACCCAAUCUGACCCAGGCCUUUCAUCAGAGCCCAGGAGGGAAGCCAGGAAGUGGGACCACGAGGCCCGGGCUUCUAACUCGUCUGGCCAGAGAGGUCUGAAUUGGGGUGAAGAGCAGAAUCUCCAUAACAAGGAGGAGGUGGUGAUCAUGGAGACAGAGUUGACUGAAAUGUCUGAGAAAAGAGCUCUGUUUUCCCAGGAUUCUCCCCAUUUCCAAGAGAGGAGUACAGAAGAGGGAGAAGUAGCUGCUCUGCGCCUCACGGCCAGAUCCCAGGAGACAGUGACAUUCAAGGAUGUGGCCAUGGACUUUACACCAGAGGAGUGGGGGAAGCUGGAUCCUGCACAAAGGGAUGUGAUGCUGGAGAACUAUAGGAACCUGGUCUCACUAUGGCUUCCAGUUUCCAAACCUGAGAACUACACCUUGGAGAAUGGAAAAGAACCAUUGAAGCUUGAGAGAAAAGCCCCUAAAAACAGCUAUUCAGACAUGAAGACUAGACCAGAGAGCAAGGAUUCAACUUCAGUGCAAGAUUUUUCUAAAGCAGAAUCAUGCAAAGUUGCAAUAAUAGACAGACUGACAAGAAAUAGUGUCUGUGACUCCAACUUGGAAACAGCUCUUGAAUGUGAAAAUUGGUUAGAGAAUCAGCAAGGAGAUGGGGAGAGACAUUUGAGAGAAAUGUUCACUCACAUGCAUUCACUCUCUGAGGAAACAGACCAUGAGCAUGAUGUGUAUUGGAAAAGCUUCAAUCAGAAGUCUGUCCUUAUCACUGAAGACAGAGUUCCCAAAGGAUCUUAUGCCUUCCAUACACUUGAAAAAAGAUUGAAACAAAAAUCAAACUUAAUGAAAAAGCAGAGAACUUAUAAAGAGAAAAAACCUCAUAAAUGUAAUGAUUGUGGUGAACUCUUCACCUACCAUUCAGUGCUUAUUCGACACCAGAGAGUCCAUACUGGAGAGAAACCCUAUACCUGCAAUGAAUGUGGGAAAUCUUUUAGCCACAGAGCUAAUUUAACUAAACACCAGAGAACUCAUACUAGAAUUCUCUUUGAAUGCAGUGAAUGCAAGAAAACCUUUACAGAAAGCUCAUCCCUUGCAACACAUCAGAGAAUUCACAUUGGAGAGAGACCUUAUGAAUGCAAUGAAUGUGGGAAAGGUUUUAAUCGAAGUACACAUCUUGUGCAGCAUCAGUUGAUUCAUACUGGAGUGAAGCCUUAUGAAUGUAAUGAAUGUGAUAAAGCUUUUAUUCAUUCAUCAGCACUCAUUAAACAUCAAAGAACUCAUACUGGAGAGAAACCUUAUAAAUGUCAAGAAUGUGGGAAAGCCUUUAGCCAUUGCUCAUCCCUAACUAAGCAUCAGAGGGUUCAUACUGGAGAAAAGCCAUAUGAAUGCAGCGAAUGUGGGAAAACAUUUAGUCAGAGCACACAUCUUGUUCAACAUCAGAGAAUUCAUACUGGAGAGAAACCCUAUGAGUGUAAUGAAUGUGGGAAAACCUUCAGCCGGAGCUCAAAUUUUGCUAAACAUCAAAGAAUUCAUAUUGGAAAGAAACCAUACAAAUGUAGUGAGUGUGGAAAAGCCUUCAUUCAUUCAUCAGCUCUUAUUCAACAUCAGAGAACUCACACCGGAGAGAAACCCUUUAGAUGUAUUGAGUGUGGGAAAAGCUUUAAGUGCAGUUCAUCUCUCAUCAGACAUCAAAGAGUUCACACUGAAGAGAGGCCCUAAAAAAUUACUGAAUGUAAAAAAAUGUAAGUUGGUUUUAUCACUAUGUUAAAUACUUGAGUGUUUAGGUGGAAGACCCAUCCAUAAUAUGCAUGUGAGGACCAAUUCUCUAUGCAUCUAAUUUCAUUUAUAAUACAUAGUUUUGAGCCAUAGACAGGUUCCUUAUGUACAUUAUUUGAUAAUUAUAAAAUCUAGCCAGCAAUUUCAAAAUUUUAAUCUCCAACCUCUCAAAUAGCUAUUUGUAGAAAUUCAAGAAGUCCCUGAGAGUGGGUAGCAGUACAAACAUUGUAAAUUCUAGUUUUCUCCACUCUGGGUUAUGCCAGAGCUUUGUUGUAGCCUCUCGCUUUGUAAGGAAAUUCUUAUUGGGUAGAUUAGGCUGAGGGCUUAUAUCCUCAUCAGGAAGACACAGUGUUGUUAUUUAUUACUCCGUGAGUCCCAAGUAGAGAUCUAGAUAUACAUAUGGUGUAAUUCCUCCAGACUGUCAUUUCUUUUAUAUUAGCCAUAAAAAACCAAAAAGGCAGGGUUGAAAGUCAUUAGGAUUCCCUUCCUCCCCCAACAAGUUGCUGUCCAAUUUGAUGACCAUAACUAGGAUGUAUAACAUUUACAGAUGAUUCUAAGUUAUGUUCACAUGGAUUAUGUUCAUCAUUGAUUUAUAUCAUUGUUAUCCCUCUACUGUGGUAACCUUCUUUGAUUUUCCGUUUCCCUUGGAGUUGAUGUGAAGUAAUGAAUGAGUCAAAAUCUUAACGGUGGUUGUUGAUCAAGUUAUUAUUUUCUUAUCCUUGGCAGUGAAUGAAUCCUUGGUUUUCUAUAAUCAAAGUGUCAGGGAGACUUCAUUUCUCUAUUUCUGUAAGCUGUGUUGUGUCCUUUUGAGAAAAAGCUCCAGGGAUAUUGAGGGUCUGAAAAGUUGAUAGGUUCAGUGUGUUAUUAUAUUUAGGGUCCCAGUAAAGAAGAACUGAAGCAACUGUGAGACACCAGGGCAUACUUCCCUGUAUGAGUGGAAAACAGGUACAGAAAAUAGUUCAUAGGAUAGUCCUCAAUUGACUUGCUUGAGGAUAAGCAGCUUCCCUUUAUGAAGAAGUUGCCAUUUCUCUGGACUUAAUAUUUACCUGCUUUUUGUUGUUGUUGUUGUCUUUAUUAGUUCAGUCUCACACUGCUAUAAAGAAAUGCUUGAGACUGGGUAAUUUAUAAAGAAAAAAUGUUUAAUUAGCUAAUGGUUCCAUGGGCUAUACAGGAGGUAUGACUGGGGAGGCCUCAGGAAGCAUUUACUCAUGGCAAAAGGCAGAGCCAGAGCAAGUAUCUUCACAGGGAUGGAGCAGGAGGAAGAGAGAGAGGGAAGAUGCUACACACUUUUUAACUAAAUCUCAUGAGACCUCUAUAUCAUGAGACAGCACUAGGGGGAAUGGUGCUAAGAUUCUUGAGAAACUACCUGUAUGAUCCAGUCACCUUGCACCAGGCCCCACCUCCAAUGCUGGGGAUUACAAUUCAACAUGAGAUUUGGGUGGGGACACAGAUCUAAACCAUAUCAUUGUCAUUCUCUAUAUGUUGGUUGGUCUUUAUCCGAGACCUCUGAAGAAGGUAGACAAAUCAUGAAACCACAGUGACAUAGUAGCAUAAGUUACAUUGGUGACCAAAGACUGGUGAGGAAUUGGAAACAAUGCAAAAGGUCAAAUAAAUAUUUAGCAAAACACUA
Sapajus apella (tufted capuchin) is the source of this 3646-nucleotide messenger RNA. RefSeq names its product zinc finger protein 286A (gene ZNF286A). Gene Ontology annotation, biological process: regulation of transcription by RNA polymerase II. The record is from RefSeq and is a predicted model, not a curated record. Gene Ontology annotation, molecular function: DNA-binding transcription factor activity, RNA polymerase II-specific; RNA polymerase II cis-regulatory region sequence-specific DNA binding. The transcript has 6 exons. Bases 394 to 1959 code for a protein of 521 amino acids. NCBI's taxonomy places the organism in Eukaryota, Metazoa, Chordata, Mammalia, Primates, Cebidae.